Messenger RNA from Sphaerodactylus townsendi, 10724 nucleotides. RefSeq names its product microtubule associated protein 1A (gene MAP1A). The coding region runs from base 382 to 8673 and encodes 2763 amino acids. The record is from RefSeq and is a predicted model, not a curated record. Gene Ontology annotation, molecular function: microtubule binding; actin binding. Gene Ontology annotation, cellular component: microtubule; cytosol; microtubule associated complex. Lineage: Eukaryota; Metazoa; Chordata; Lepidosauria; Squamata; Sphaerodactylidae. The transcript has 5 exons. Gene Ontology annotation, biological process: microtubule cytoskeleton organization; dendrite development; regulation of microtubule depolymerization.
GUCAGAGGAGCCGCCGCCACUAGAGCGAGGACCUGGAAACUGUCAUCCUAGUCUGCCCAGAUGAGCAGUGUUGUGUUAAAGGUGCACUCCUGGAUAUGUGACAUGCAAGCUGUCCACAAGCAGCAGCUGAUCCUGUGUGGGCAGAGCGCAGGCCAGGGAGCAGCCUUGAUCCUGGAGACCGGUGCAUUUACUGACUAGAGUUCUGCUGACAUCGUGGCCAAUCCUGAGGUUGCCCAGCUACUCAGCAACGCUGAUCCAGCACCCCAGCAUCCGUCUUUCACAGCCUCCUACGGUGGAGAGGGAGGCUGGUGCGGCCACCAGCGCCCCCAGUUGCAAGACCUUCUUCCCCUGAGAGUGAACCCUGACCCGGUCCUGCUGGAGAUGGACGGGGCCUCUGAGUUUGCGGAAUAUGCAUCAGACGCGGUGGACGUCCCAUCACCCUUUGAUCUCCUGGAACCCCCAACCUCUGGGGGCUUCCUCAAGCUCUCCAAGCCCUGCUGCUACAUCUUCCCAGGAGGGCGGGGCGAUUCCGCCCUCUUUGCUGUCAAUGGGUUUAAUAUCCUGGUGGAUGGCGGCUCAGAGAGGAAAUCCUGUUUCUGGAAGUUGGUGCGGCACCUGGAUAGGAUUGACUCAGUACUCCUGACCCACAUUGGGGCUGACAACCUCCCAGGUAUCAACGGGCUCUUGCAAAGGAAGAUCGCGGAGCAAGAUGAAGAGCAGUCUCAAGGCUCCACCAACUACAGCGACUGGAUGAAGAACCUCAUCUCUCCUGAACUUGGGGUCAUUUUCUUCAAUGUUCCUGAAAAGCUCAAAAUGCCCGAGUCCUCCAUGAAAGUGAAGCGGAGCAUUGAAGAGGCCAGCCUGACGCUGCAGUAUCUGAACAGGCUGGGCAUGAAACCAGAGCCUCUCUACAGAGUGGUCAGUAACACCAUUGAGCCCAUCACGCUGUUCCACAAAAUGGGGGUGGGAAAACUGGACAUGUACAUCUUGAACCCUGUCAAAGAGAGCAAAGAGAUGCAAUUCCUCAUGCAGAAGUGGGCUGGAAACAGCAAAGCCAAGACCGGCAUCAUUCUGGCCAACGGGAAAGAAGGGGAGAUCUCUGUCCCCUACCUGACGUCCAUCACAGCUCUGGUGGUUUGGCUCCCAGCAAGUCCAACUGAAAAAAUAGUAAGAGUUUUGUUUCCUGGAAACGCUCCACAAAAUAAGAUCCUGGAAGGCCUUGAGAAGCUACGACACCUGGAUUUCCUGAAGCAUCCAGUCGCCACACAGAAGGACGUGUCUUCCGCAGUGCCGUCGUCUGCCAUGAAGCAGACCAAGAUGAAGCAGAGGACUGACAGCAGAGAGAGCCUGAGGUCUUCCUCCAAGCAAUUUGCAGCCAAGGGAGCAGCUGAGGAGGGGCUGAAGGAAGUCAAGGCCGAAACAGCAAAGGAGACCAAAAAGGCAAAAGAACCCUCUGAAAAAAACCCAGAGAAACCUGCGAAGCCUGAAAAGAUGAAAACAGACGCAAACGAUGCCCUGAAAGCUGAGAAGAGGAAAUUAGCUAAAGACAAAGUUGGCAAAAAGCACCUGAAGGAAAAAGCUUCUAAACUGGAGGAGAAAAGGGACAAGGAGAAGAAGGAGACUAAGAGGAAGGAACUGAAGAAGGACGACGGGAGGAGGGAAGAAAGGAAGGACUCAAAAAAAGAAGACAGGAAGAAAGAAGUCAAGCCUGAACUGAAGAAAAUGUCCAAGCCGGACUUCAAGCCCUUCACUCCUGAAGUCAGGAAGACCUUAUUCAAAGCCAAGGCCCCAAGCAGGGCAAAGCCAGAGAAGGUCCGCAGCAGAGCUGAAAAGGAGCCUCCAGCAGAGCAGAGGAGGAAGCGUGGCCAGCCGCCCGAGCCGGACCUCGCCGAGCCCAGGCUGCUCCUGUCUUCCCCAGAAGACCUGACCAAGGACUUUGAGGAGCUGAAGCGCGAAGAGCAGAUGAAGCGGCAGGAAGGGCUUCCUUCUGCAAAGGUCAAGGAGCUCCUGAAGCAGGAAGACGGUCCCAGCAGUUGGGCCACCGCAGUUCAGGAAGACGGCCUCCUAGCAGAAGAGCCCUCUGCUCCAGCAGUUAUUUCCCCAGCUGCCCCAGAGAAGGACAUUAUUUCCCCCACAGCUUCAGGGGAGUCACCACCGCCCCAUCCACUGGAGGACAGAGGAGAAACAGCUGGAAGUGAGGAAGCAGCCCGGGUGGGACACCUGAAGAAAGGAGAAUUUGAGAAGAAUGUUCUAGAGAUUCCUGGAGAAAAAACAGGAGAUCGGGGAGAUCAGGUUUCAGCAACCGGUGGUUCCCUGAGCAGGAUGCAAAUGGAGGGAGAAGAAGGGAAAUGGGUGGGCACCCGAGAAGAAAGCCAGCCAGGAAAGAGAGGAGAUAUCAUUGAGAAGGCAGAACAGGAAGAGAUGGAGGAACGAGUCAUAAAGGCUGAAGGGGACGAGCUGAAGAGGGGCCGUUUAUCUCUCUUCCACCAACUAGAGGACGCCGCUUGGCCCUCUGAAGGAAGAGAGCUCAAGGAAGACACGGGGAGUAGAAUCAAAGGACACGGGAAGGCAGCAGGGAAAGAGGAGCCGCCCUCGUUCGCUCCAGUCCCCUCCGGAGAACACGUCUCCUACAUCCAGGACGAAACCAUCCCUGGCUACUCAGAAACUGAACAGACCAUUUCUGAUGAGGAGAUUCAUGAUGAGCCGGAGGAAAGAGCUCCGCACGUCAGCUCCUAUCACGUGUCUGGGCCGGGCCAGGCCAGCCUAUUUGAAGCAAUCCAGGGGAUCUCAGCCGUGACAGCUGCCGAAGGGGCCAAAGGCUAUGCUGGUCAGGAAGCCGACAUCCUCAACUACCCCACAAACAUUGUGGCCGCCCCCUUGGCUGAAGAGGAGCACGUCUCCUCAGCAACCUCGAUCACGGAGUGUGACAAGCUGUCCUCCUUUGCCACCUCGGUGGCAGAGGACCAGUCUGUCGCGUCCAUCACAGCUCCGCAGACGGAAGAGACGGGCAAGAGCUCCUUGCUGGUGGACACCAUCAACAGCAUCCCUUCAUCUCGAACAGAGGCUACCCAGGGCCUGGACUACGUCCCCUCUGCGGGCACCAUCUCCCCCACCUCUUCCUUGGAGGAGGAUAAAGGUUUCAAGUCUCCACCGCCUGAAGACUUCCAUGCAUUAACAGAAGGGGAGAGAAAACAUCAGUCCUCCAAAAAGGCCUUGCAAGAGAAGGAGGAGGAGGAGGAAGAGGAAGCUCCACACACUGAGCGGUUUCAGAGAGCCCAUUACGACGCUCCAGUGUUUUCUCACAAGGCGGAGGCAGCCCCAGAAGCAGCCCAGGCCGCCCUACUGCUGUUGACUGAAGAAGGAUCCCAGUUCCUUCCAGCUGAUUCUGGCGAUGCUGAAGAGCGCUGCGUGAGCCCCGACGACAGCACCGUCAAGAUGGCUUCCCCCACCCAGUCAGGCCCAACCAGUGCUGGGCACACGCCGUUCCACCAGUCUCCUGUGGAGGAAAAGUCUGACACGGUGGAGGCAGAGCUGUUUGACAAGGGCCCUGUCAAGUGGGACGGAGGAGGGGGCCUCAGGACAGGGGAGACAACUGCUAUGGACGACGGAGAAGAAGCAGCUUCUGGCCUCCUGCAGGACCAACAGGGCCCAGGAAGCAGGAGCCCCGUGCAGGCAGAACGUGUGUCUUCCCAGAGCGAAAGCCAGAGUGUGCCCCCGGAAAGAGAAGAGCUGUCAAUACACUUCUACCACAAACAGGAAACCCUGGACAUUUCUGAUCUGUUCCCUCCCACCAAAGACACCCUUCCAGGGCCCCAGGAGGAUGCCAGUCUGGAACGUGGAAAGGGCCCCGGGGACAAGGAGUUCUCUGCGGCAGAAAUACCUCCUCCAAAAGGGUGGGGGGAAUUUGCCGACAGACCUGAAGAGGACCCAUCCAGGCUCACACCUCUACAAGAUGCUUCUGCAGGUGGAGUGACACUUCCCAAAGGAAGUUCAGGUGAAGCCAAAUCUGCAGAACAGAGCAACACGCUGCAUUUUGUAGAACAGAGUUCAGACCAAGAGAAGCUGCUGCCUGAUGCUGUCAAAUGCAUUUCUCCACCACGUCACGAGGAAGAAAGCCUUUCACAUUUGUUCACCAAAGAGAUUUCUCAAAUAGAUACGAAAGAGCCCCCAGUCGAGAGAAAAUCACCCAGCGCAUUCACUGAGGAAUUCUCUUCUGCAGCAGCCAGGCACCAAGUUCAUGCUCAGAGUCCGGAUACAGGUGAGCCGCCCUCAGAAGGGCCUUUUGUCGAAGACGACAUUCUCCACUCCCUCUGUUUUUCUGAACAGACUCAAAGCGCCCACAGCACACUAAUGCUCUCCGCAGACACCGGAUUUGCUUCCUUACCAGAAAAGGGUCCCCACAAAGGACCACCUCCCACCCCUCCCUCCAACGAGACAUCUUCACUCAUCACAGAACCUGGCCACGUUCCGAGUAGGGAGUCCUUGGAAGAGGCAGAAGAGAAACAAGUAAUGGAGGAGCCAUCUCCAGAAAUGGAAGACAUUUAUCUGAAAGAUGCAAUCUACGAGAAGAAAGUGUGGUUUCCGGAAGAGGUGAAGGAAAUCCCAUGCAAGAAGCAGCAGACGUAUGAUACGGACAGAGGAGAAUGCACACUCCUAGAUGAUGAAAGAGGAGAGUGCACGUUCUUGGAUGAUGAGAUGGGAGGCUUUGUAAAGAGAACGCUGCUCUCGGUAGCUGAAGAGAGAACCAUACCUGACUCCGUGGAGUCUAAAGGUUACACUUCGGGGUUGGCAGAAAAGGAGAGUUGGGAUGCUGAAUACAGGUAUCUCCAGGAAGCAGCUGCCCCUCAGAAACCUGGGACAUUUGCUCCAAGUGACCAGCAGGUGAAAGAGAGCUUCUCUGUCCAAGCAGGUGCUCAGAAAAGAGAGCUGGAUGCAGAAGAAUGUAAAAUGUCUGUCCCCAUCAGCCCCCAGGCUCCUGAACUUGGGAGCGGCCCAAAAUCCACCUUGGACUGGGCAGCACAUGAGGUGCAGAUGGCCACUGCAGCGGAAGAGGAAGAAGAGCCCUCAGGCGCACAAAAGCAAGGUGAGGACAAAGGAGUCACAGAGCUAUAUACCGAUUCUGUGGGUGAGGCCAGGUCUACCUGCUCGCUUCUGGCUGUAUCUGCAACACCAGGAGAUGUAUCUUCCUCAGCACUGGAGAAAUCACCUGUGUCAGGUAGCAGUGCAGUCAAACUCCCAUUGGGAGAGGAGGAGGAGGAGGAGGGAUCAGAGACUGAUGCACUACCCAAAGGAACGUGGGCUCUAGAACACGCACAGGACAGAGAGGGAGGGGCCUCUCGGGAUCACCCGCAGGAGGCGAUGGUGGGGGCAGCUCCCUGGAGCCUUGGAGGGCUGGAGGAUUCUGUGUUCAUGGCCGGAGAGUCGCAGGAAACCCGACCCUCCCUUCCAGGGGGCAAUCAUGGAAGAAGCAGAGACCUCACCGUCCCUUUACAGGACAUCACCUCCUUUGACCCCGUGGAGCGUCCUCCGUGGGCGUGUGCGCUGGACUCCUCUGGCCAGUUUGAAUUCUACGAACCAAAAGAGGAUGCAAAUGGGAAAGGGCAAAGGAGGGAGGAGCGGGAACCCACUCCUUAUCCCCACGAGAAAACUUUCCAGUACGCAGACAUCUUUGACAAAGCAGCCGUGCCCGGUGCUGGGAAGGACGCCUUGUUCCAGGGAAGGAGAGCCCAACACGCCCCGAAAGGGUCGCUUUACCCCAUCUCCUCCAAGGAGGAGGAGUCCUGCUUCUACACCCCCAUUGAGAAGGAGCUGUCCUCUCCAGCUUCCCCCAAGGACAAGACAGAACCGUCCUUUGAGUACGCAGGUGUGGGUGAGGGACACUCCCUGGAGCCAAAGCACAGCCCGCCACACAGCCUGACAGACACAGAGACGCCCCACGGAAGGCCCCCCUCCUCUCUCCUGCCAGGGAGCCCCACCCACCCCUCCUCUUUGGGAGACAAAAGCUCGGUCUGUGCCUCUGGGAUCGCAGAAAGAGGCCAUCGGGGAGAAGCAGCCGGCUACCUGAGUGCUGUGCAGCCGCCAGACGCAAACAUCGCUCUGGAGCAGAAAUCGCUCCCUCCAGAGCCCAAGGAUGUCUAUUACGAGAAGGCCGGCAGAGGAGGAGGAGGAGGAGAAGAGAGCCUCAGUGACUCAGAGGUGGAGAAAGGGGCCAAGGAGGAGUCAGAGAAGGAGUCCAGACUCCCAGAGCCAUCUUCAGCUGCGGAGGCUGCCAGUGACAAGGAGCCCUACGCGGACAUCUCAUGGGGGGAGAGGGGUUGGGCCUCACAGCCGUGGGAAGAAGCAGCAGCUGAUCCUGCGCUGCUGACCUGUGCUGGGUCGUUGGGAGAGGGGAGCCAGGGGGAGCCAACAGUCUGGGGAGCAGACCCACUUCCCUACGACACCCUCAUGCACUCAAGCAGGCAGGCAUGGGGGCCGAACGUGACUUCAAUGAAUGUGUCCGUGGAAGCCAACCAAAAAUCCUCCAAGGAUGCAGCCUCCGCAACGAAACAAACAAGCGCUGCCGAUCUGUGUUUGGAGAGCCACACCAAAGGGUUCUCCUUGCUGGGUUCUGCCAAGGAGGAGAGGGAAUGUCCAAAGGCCCUUCUGAACAAAGGACUGGACUGCUCUUCCUCAGGCUUUGAGCUCUCAUCCCUAGAACAGCACCAGCCGUCCAUCCUGUUCAGACAUGACGCACACGUCUCAUCCCACCUGAGGGACACAUCUCAGACUGUGGACGUGGCUGAUCUUGUUUCCUCAGAAAAGGGAAUGGAAGACGAAUACCUGGAGGUGUCCAAAAAGGCUGCCAGGGAGGGUUCGUCUUUCACCAAAUUCUCAGGGCACAGAGAAGAGGAGGCAUUUUCUCCGGAGCAGCCACAAGUGGGGCCCCCCUGUCCUUCCAAAGGAGCUUCCUCAAAGACCUACGGCCCGGCGGUGCAGGCAGCUGCUGAGUCUUCAGGCCCCCGUUUGUUUGCCACCAGUCCAGGAGCAGCGGCGGCAGAGCCAGAUACCCAGGGCAGCAUGUGGGGCCCGUCCUUGUCGCCCCCAGCAGGCUCGGCAAAGGCACAUCCGUGUGAACUGGGUGGGGCUGCCGCUGCCACCGUGGAUGAUGGCCACCUGCCACACUCGCCUGGGUGGCGGCAGCAGCAGCCCAGCUGCACUCAGCAUCUGCAGAGCCCCAAGGAAGGGCUGCCAGCCUCUCCUCCGCCCGACGGACUGGAAGCUGCUCCCUCUCUUCAGCAGGAGGGGGCUGCCACAGCCAACGGCCCCACGGAGGUGAGCUCCAGCCCCCUGGCUUUCCAUGAUGUGUCCUGCAUUCCGGAGGAGGGGCUGGAGGAGGAGGAGGAGGAGGAGGAGGCGGUGAGCGGUGACAGGCGGGGCCGGCCCUUCUCCCUUCUGACCUCAGAGCCUCCUUUCCCGCCCUUCUGGUCAGGGACUCCGCAAGGCGGCAAAGCAGAGGGCCACGGCGACGCCUCCCACGAGCUGGAAACGUGUGUUGGAGCCACCUCAGACUAUGAGCAGAAGUUCGCAAGUGAGUACAAGCCAAGGAAGGACGAACUGUCCCCGUCCUUCAUCAACCCGAGUCCUCACGACUCCUCGGAAGACAGUGAGCUCUCCCAGGUGGAAGGGCGUCCUUCGGUGAAGGGGAGGCAACGCCCCAGUCCCGGUGGAGCUAGGCAGAGCACGGCAACAGGGGAAGAAACUCCCCCCACCUCCGCAAGUGACUCUGGGACAUCCCAGUCCGACUCAGACGUUCCUCCGGAAACAGAGGAGUGUCCCUCCAUCACCGCAGACGCUGCCAUGGACUCCGAUGAAGAUGCCGACUUCCUCCCAGUAGACAAAGCCGUGGGCAGCUCCCACCACAGCAGCGCAAGGAGCAGUCAUGACCCUCAGCCGGCUUCCGUGGUGGACCCCCAUCCUCACCCUCCCCACCCGGAUGUCUGCAUGAUGGACCCGGAGAUGCUGCUCAGCGAACAAAACGUGAGCAGGCCUGAUAAGGUAUCCAAGAAGGACAUGAAGGAGAAAACCAGAGGUGUGAGGAAGCCACUGAGUAAGCCCAAGGCCUCUUCCCCUUCGAGAAAGCCAGAGAAAUGGUCAGCUGCGCCCACGAAGCUGCCUUCCGACAGGUCUCCAAAGCCAGCCCUGGCAAAGAGAGAGAAACCACUCAAGUCCCACGCGGAAGAGAAAGAGGAGGUCUCCCGGAGCAGCCAUGGCAAGAAUCUCACCAACGGGGUCAAAACAAGCCCAGUUUCCAGCAAUCCUAAAACCAGCUCUUCUGGGCCCUCCGGACCACCCGUGUACGUGGACUUGGCUUACAUCCCCAACCACUGUAGUGGGAAGAACACGGACCACGAGUUCUUCAAGAAAGUUCGAGCUUCCUACUACGUUGUGAGUGGGAACGACCCCAGCAACGGGGAGCCCAGCCGAGCGGUGCUCGAUGCACUGCUGGACGGAAAGUCCCAGUGGGGGGAGAACUUGCAGGUGACCCUCAUCCCAACGCACGACACGGCAGUGACCCGUGAGUGGUACCAGCAGACGCACGAGAAGCAGCAGGAGCUGAGCAUCAUGGUCCUGGCCAGCAGCAGCACAGUGGUGAUGCAGGACGAGUCCUUCCCUGCCUGCAAGAUUGAGUUCUGAGCCCCGAGCCCAGCCGAGCGCCGGCCUGCCAGUCUUCUUCACUUGCCCUGCCGCCCACGGGGGCCCAUCCGGGACAGCUCCGUCGUUUCUUCCCAGGCCAGUUUUGUUUCUCUGUGGUCCUCGCUUGCCAAGAUGCCCAGGACUGGUCCAGCCUGCCUGCCUGCAGGCGUGCCGCGUCAAGGGGUCCUCCGAGGGCCAUUCUACUGUCUAGGACUGAUUUUGUUUCAUCACGCUAUAGAGUAUCUCAGCCGCCUUGAUUCUGCUCAUGCGCUCUGCCUGCCCUGCACUCCCUUCCCCGGCUGGCUCUGGUGGUUCAGGGUCAGCUCUGCGGAACUGCCUGCGUGUCUUGGCCGGAGGAACGGCUGGAAGCAAAGACGGAAAGGAUUGAAAGCGGGAGGUGGCCUGGGAACUCGGUGUGCCCACAGGAACAGCCUUCUCCCGAAGCUGCGCUGAGAGGAGAUUUGGCCGGGGGCCUUGGCGACCUGGAGGACAUCCCAGCUCUCCAGGUCACCUGAACUCUGAAGUGGUGGAGCGGCACUGGAGGUUGCAGGCAGCAGCGGGUGAGGACUCUGGACACGUGGGGAGCACACGCCCCGCCCCUUGCCGAGAGAACUGACCCACGAGAGGAGCCAGGCCGGGGGGGGUGUGUGUGGAGACUACGGGGGUUCUGCCGAGCUCCUUAGAGGGACAAAACAUGCAGUGACUCGCCCAAUCCUUUGGGCUUCCUGCCUCUCCACAGCCCCUGCAGGAGGCACCAGAGAGGUGAGCUGACCAAGCCCCCGCUUAAGGCACCGGCAGUGCACCCCCCCCACCCCCACCCCACAGGAGGGGAACAAGGCCCCGGCACAAGAGGUGGGGGGAGGCUAGGGUUGGGGCAAGUUUUCAGUCUGCGCCUCUGUGCAGAAGCCGGCCACCAUCUCCCUGCUGCUGGAAGCCUCAGAUCUCAGAAGGGACUCUGCUGUGACAGGACUUCCUUUUGCAGUUGUUGUCUAAUUUAUCUAUUUAUUUUGUUUUUCAGUGGCACCAAGUUUUUGUGAUUUUCUUUGACUGUUCUCUUUGCUGCCACCGCACUGCAGGGUGCCCCCGGCCACCCACGCACAGGGUACUCCAGUCUCUCAAUGCUGCCACUUGAGAAAUCACAGACCACCUCACCCCAAGCGGAGGAGUGGUGGGCUGCGGGGGCUCAGCCCCAAGCACUCUGGCCCUGAGCCUUCCUCAGCAAGGGCCCCCCAGUGCCGCCUUCGCGGGGCUCGUGUGGGCAUCAGGCACAGGCCACGGGUCAGAGUGACUCGGCAGCCAGGAAUGUCUCCACUGGGCACACGGGGGGCUCUGGUGACCUGGGGCUCCCCUGUGGGUUGGGGUGCCCAGGUGACGCACCAACCCACAUCUGAAUGUCUCUGUGGAAAAACUUGACGCAAACAACGGAGGGGCCGUCUGACCCACUGUGCUUUUCGCAGUGAAGCCCCUCCCCCAUGACGCUGCCUUGACCCUUGGAUGCUCUGACCAGUUCUUUCCCCAGACCAAGACCUGAGGUCCCUUGCACCUGGAUUGUCCUUCCCAAGCAGGCCGUGCCACCUGCAGCGUAUGCUAACCGUGCAGCAACCCCUCUCGAAAUGCUAGAUGAUGAUGACGACGACGACGGGCCAUGCCCAGCCCAGCCCAAGGGAUGGAGUUUGCGGCCCAUGAGCCCAGAACCCCACAGUGGGAGAAAUGUUUACAUUCUGCUUUUGCUUGUUCUUGCAUGUGGCCAAAGUGUGUGUGUUUGUUUCUCUAUGUAAGGUCAACAAACCCUUUGAAAGCUCUGACCCGCAGGACAGUAUCCUCAUCACUCCCAACACGACACCUCCUGCUCCAGCUUCCUCUGCUGCUGCAUACUGUACAGACAGAAUCAAGGUCUUCCCUGGGCCCCUUUUUAACCAUAUCAUGUAUAAAUCUAGCUGAGUCCCUCCAACGCCCCCCCCCCGCCCCCAUUUCUGUGCACAACGCUCUGUAACUCUAAUGAUUGUGAAGGGAGGGGUCUGCACUAGCCAAUAAAGCCACAUUUACUGCGA